UGGCAUCCUAAGCGAGAUCAGAUCCAUUCGCAUCGAAAGGACGCGGCGGAUGGACUCGACACGGACGCUAUCGUUCCAGUCGCUGCAGCUCGCCGACGCCGAUGGCAACAACGCAGUGACGUCCAAGGAGAUCCGCGCACUGCACUUACACCGCCAGCUCUCAUCGGCCGAGCACAUCCACCACGAGGCCGCGUCGCCCUUGCCCAAGAGGCUGUCGCCGGCCGUCUUUGCGUCCAUCACCGAAACACAGCCUCGCCACGCGCCGUGGCUCAAGAAGGCACUUGCGCGCAUGGAGACAAGCCAAGCAUUCUGGAAGGAGCGCGAGCCGACGCCAAAAAGUGCAACGACCCGGCGCAAGACGAUUCCCAAGCCCAGCGUUCCCGCGCCGCCAUCCUGCGCUACGAUCUGGGAAGCUGCGUCCACGGGCAAUGUGUCGGAGCUCCGGCGCCUCCUCGAAGUUGAGAAACGGGACGUGUUUCGCCACCACGAAGCCGACGGCGGGCGCACGAUCCUCCAUUACGCGUGCUGGCACGGCCACGUCAACAUCGUCAUGUACGCGACCAUGUUUGUCCAAGCGACGAAAGGCCUCGAGGCGCUGCGGCUCUUUGUCAACUGCAUCGACUCGGCGUACAGCCGCUGCACGCCGCUGCUUGAAGCCUGCCGGUCAUACAAGGGGCAUCUCAAUGACAAGCUCAAGAUCAUCAAGCUCCUCGUCUUGUAUGGAGCGACGCUCGAGCACCAAGAUGCGCACGGUGACAACGCGCUGCAUUGGAGUGCGCGCGUCUCGAGCUUGCCCAUCGUCCGGUACCUCGUCAAGGAGACGGACGCCGCCGUCUUUGCCGUCAUCGCCGACAACUACAAGCACGAGAAGCCGCUGGACAUAGCCAAGCGCAUGCUCCAGCGCAAGCCGUCGAUGCAAGCGACGGAAGUGUACGACCUGCUUCGGCACGUCUACCGUGAAUGCAACAUUCGGCUCAAGAUCCAAUAUGGCAAGAAGAUCCGAUUGCACCAAGAAGCCGAACGCAAGAGCAAGCGCAACGAGGAGGUCGUGUAUGCCCUCGACACUGCGCGCGUGUGCGCCUCCCGCGCGGACGGGCUCUGGCGCAGCUGCCACGAGGCCGCCGAGAGCGCGCGCAAUGCGCUCGAAGCGAAAUUGCUCGACGAUGCGGGUAAAGAAGCUGUCGGGCGCGCGCAGCUGUGGCUCGACACCAAAGAUGGCAAAGCGUGGGCCAAGAAAGAGCUGCCAGCCGCCCUCGACGACCUCAAGAACCUCAUUCAGGACGGCACGCUGCCCAAGCCGCGCGACAUGAAGAAGGUCGCGGCGGUCCGCCUCGGCGAAGCCUACAUUGCAAUGCAAGAGACCGAUGCGCGCGAUCAAAUGCGCAAGAAAUUCAUGCGCGAGCACCCGCUGCUCGAGUCGCGCGACGUCGAGUUCUUCAAGCGGCUCGUGCUCGCUGCGCCGCACAAAUAACGACGCUAAUACAAUCGCGCGUGACACAAGCA
Messenger RNA from Saprolegnia parasitica CBS 223.65, 1503 nucleotides. RefSeq lists its product as hypothetical. Gene Ontology annotation, molecular function: protein binding. The record is from RefSeq and is a predicted model, not a curated record. NCBI's taxonomy places the organism in Eukaryota, Oomycota, Saprolegniomycetes, Saprolegniales, Saprolegniaceae. Bases 50 to 1471 code for a protein of 473 amino acids. The transcript has 4 exons.